Molecule: messenger RNA, 1068 nt
Organism: Parascedosporium putredinis
Lineage: Eukaryota; Fungi; Ascomycota; Sordariomycetes; Microascales; Microascaceae
Source: the annotation of a GenBank genome assembly
AUGGGCCUCUUCAAGACCGUCAUCUCCGCCAUUGCCGGCCUGUCGGCGCUCGCCGGCGUCAACGCCGCCUCCCUCCAGCAGGUCUCCAGCUUCGGCUCCAACCCCUCUGGUGCUCGCAUGUACAUCUACGUCCCCGACAAGGUAGCCUCCAACCCGGCCAUCGUCGUCGCCAUCCACUACUGCACCGGCACCGCCAGCGCCUACUACAACGGCACCCCCUACGCCCGCCUCGCCGACCAGCACGGCUUCAUCGUCAUCUACCCCGAGUCCCCUACGACGGCGGCUGCUGGGACCAACGCCAUCGCCAACAUGGUUACUUACACCCUCGGCCAGUACAACGGCGACAAGAGCCGCGUCUUCGUCACCGGUACCUCCUCCGGCGCCAUGAUGACUAACGUCCUCGCCGGCACCUACCCCGACAUGUUCGCCGCCGCCUCCGUCUACGCCGGUGUCCCCGCCGGCUGCUUCUACACCGGUACCGUCGCCGGCUGGAACAACACCUGCUCCUCCGGCCAGUCCAUCCACACCCAGGCCGAGUGGGCCAGCACCGCCCUCGCCAUGUACGCCGGCUACCCCGCCUCCUCCCCGCGCCCCAAGAUGCAAAUCUACCACGGCGACGCCGACACCGUCCUCUACCCCCAGAACUGGCAGGAGACCGUCAAGCAGUGGACCGGCGUCUUUGGCUACUCCACCAACGCCGUCACCACCGAGACCGGCCUCUUUGGCGGCGCCUGGACGAGGUACACCUACGGCCCCAAGGUCCAGGGCAUCCUCGGCGCCGGCGUCUCCCACAACCUCCCCAUCCAGGGCGACGAGGACAUGAAGUGGUUCGGCAUCGUCGGCGGCUCCACCACCACCUCCACCUCUAGCACCACCCUCGUCACUUCUACCAAGACUACUUCCACCUCCACCACCACCUCUAAGCCUCCCGCGACCACCACCACUGCCGCUGCCGGUGGCCAGACUAGGUGGGGCCAGUGCGCCGGUAUUGGCUGGACCGGCCCGACUUCCUGCCAAUCUCCUUACACCUGCACCUACUUCAACGACUGGUACUCCCAGUGCCUUUAA